Phialemonium atrogriseum is the source of this 2283-nucleotide messenger RNA. RefSeq lists its product as uncharacterized. The transcript has 3 exons. Gene Ontology annotation, biological process: regulation of DNA-templated transcription; DNA-templated transcription. The coding region runs from base 126 to 2186 and encodes 686 amino acids. Lineage: Eukaryota; Fungi; Ascomycota; Sordariomycetes; Cephalothecales; Cephalothecaceae. The record is from RefSeq and is a predicted model, not a curated record. Gene Ontology annotation, molecular function: DNA binding; DNA-binding transcription factor activity, RNA polymerase II-specific; zinc ion binding. Gene Ontology annotation, cellular component: nucleus.
ACCGCCGGACACGUCGCGUCGCCGCCGCCGUUGUCGCCCGCCAACCAUCGGAUCAUCAACCACCCAGCAUCCACCAUUCGCCAUCCAUCAUCAACCAUCACCCGUCAUCUACCAGCCCCGCCAUCAUGGCAUCAGUAGUCCGCUCCACAGCGCUCCGCGCUGGAGGCGCCUGUGUGCGCUGCCGCAAGGGCAAGACCAAGUGCGUCUACGAGAACGGCAGGGCGCCGUGCAAGAACUGCGCAAAGGGUAUGCAUGAGUGCUAUCUGCCCUCCGAGUCCAUGAGCCACGGCGGCCAUGGAGUGUCGCCAGCCCGAGUUCAGCAGCGCGCUCGCGAAAGUCUGCCUAGUGAGCGCGCCAUCGCCGGCGCCACCAACGAGCGACCAGGCCCUCCUGCCUCGUCCGUUUCGCGUCAUGUCUCAGCUACCAAUGAAAAACUGACACCCGAGUUGAUGCAAGAAUGCGAGCGAGUUAUCUCCAAAACGCUUCCGGCAUGUGUUGCCUUCCACAAGCCGUCUUUUCUUCAGCAAUUGAAGAACACCACUCUUGAUACCACUAUGGUCCAUGCCUUGUUGACAACAGCAGCCCGCCAUUCACCCCUGAUGAUUCGGCGGUAUGGUGGACACACUGGUGGUUCUACUGCGGCCGAACACUUUGCCAGCAAGACCAUCAACCUGGUUAUGCAAUCCCUGGACCAGCCCAGCCUUGCCGACAUCCAGGCCCUUUGCCUGCUGGUCAUCCAUGAAUGGGGCUGCCGUAAUGCAGUCCGGGCCUACAUCUACCUUGGCCAGGCUGCGAGGAUGGCCCAGAUGUAUCGUGUUGUUCAUACCCAUCAUCAGCAGAUCGACCCUGAGCAGUUCCUCCAGGAUGAGUCCCUCCGUAGGACUCUGUGGCUGAUUUACAUCCUCGACUGCUUCCUCACCAGCAGCCCGGGCCGCCACCCUGCUCUGUCGUCUCUGGACGUCAAGGAAGUCUCUCUGCCUUGUCAAGACAUGAACUAUCACUUUGGCAGUCCAGUACUUGUUCGCACCCUCGGUGGCCCUCCACCCGUCUCGACCGAUCCCACCCCUCCGCCCGGCGAAGUUGGCGAGUUCGGUCACAUAGUCCUGGCCACAAAAGCGUGGCGCACUGUCGUGGAGAUGAUGACCACCACCACCCUCGAGACCUUCUCCGAGGAGCAGUGUCUGGCGCUCGAGGACGAAAUCGAGGCCCUCCGUCAAUCUCUGCCGAUGCAUUUUGCCGAUAAGCCAGGCCAAAUCGCACUGCAUAUCACCAUGGGCAGUGGAUACACGUACGCCAUGAUCCACUGCCUGCUGAACUGCGGCACCAUCUUUGUCAACCGCCGCCGCAUCCUGCAGCUGGUCACGGCCGAAGGCUUCAGCCUUGAUGCCUGGAGGAUGUCUUCCCACGCACACCUACAGACCGUUGACCGCAUCUUCGCCGCGUCGCACAGCAUCAUCCACAGCCUGCUGGCUCUUGAGAGCGGCGCCGACAAGGACACGAUCCUCUGCUUCCCAAUUUUCAUGCUCUUCUCCGCCUUCACCGCGGGAUCCACCGUGGCCUAUCUGGCCCUCAAGGGUCUCGCCCCAGCCAACGUCACCGAGUCGGCUUCUUCCAUAGUGCGGGACAGUCUCCGGUUCAUGCACGAUGGUGCCGACUCGUGGCCCCUUGUCGUCCCCUGGCAACGGCAUCUUGCCGUCAUGGCCAAGGUCCUCCGGGAGGUCAACAAUGCUGCUCGCGACCGCGAUUCGCGUGAAGACAGCAGCAAGGCCAACAACCACCAGGCCUCGCCUUCGGUCAAGGAUGAUAUUGCCAGCCAGCCCGACACCAACCCGGAUGUCAUGGACUACGAUCAAUCCCAGCCUGCGGGAUCUCAGGGACCCGUUCCGCAGCCCGAGGGCCGGGAGAGUGAGCCACCCAUCCCGAGGCGGCCGGGCAUCACCACUAUCAAUGGAGGAUCUGCGGGGGCGUCGACGCCGGCCACUAUCAGCCCGCCUCCCGGCCCCCCGAUCAAGACGGACUCUCCGGAGCCCAAUUCCUCGGCGUCUGCCUCCGGCGGCCCGCCCCCUCCGAUUUCCAACCCUCCCGGCCCAGAUGUCGACAUGACGGCGAUCGAGCUCUGCGCUGCAUUCGAGCGGCAGCUGCUGGAGCUCGACGACCUCGCAGCAUUCAUGGGCGGCGGAGUGUAAGUUGCCUUCACACCAAGACGUAGGAGCAUGCCGGCGCUUCUUUCGUUCUAAUCACAUGUAUGGUUAGUGCCCCCAACUAGCCGGGCAUCACGCUGGC